Molecule: messenger RNA, 3303 nt
Organism: Actinia tenebrosa (Australian red waratah sea anemone)
Lineage: Eukaryota; Metazoa; Cnidaria; Anthozoa; Actiniaria; Actiniidae
Source: RefSeq, a predicted model, not a curated record
CAUAAUGCCGCUUGGUUUGUCAACUCAAGAAAUCCCUGAUGAWCAGAUAACAGCUUCGUCUUCGCGUGGGAGUGAUUCGCCACAUUUCGGUCGACUAUACAAUGACAAAUAUUGGUGCGCUGCCCAAACAAAGAACACAGAAUAUCUUCAGAUUGACUUGGGAAAGGUUCAAACUAUUAACAAAAUAGGUACCCAAGGUCGGAGAACCAGGAACGAUUGGGUUAAUGGUUAUUUCCUGGAAUACAGUCAGGAUGGGAAAAGAUGGACGAAAUACAGUGAAAGUGGCAACAGUGUAACUUCGAAUUCUUAUUGCUUCUCGGGAAAAUGCGCAGAGACUAGAGACACUCAGUGUAGAGAUCUAUGGGGACCUGACAGUAACAAUGCUAAUCAAGGAUGCUAUGAUAAACUCAACACGGAAGCUAAAGGCUUCGGCACUUGUGAUCCAGUAUCUAACUCUUCCUGUGCGACGAGCAAUGUUCGCUGUGGUCAGAUACAGUGUUUGUCAAACAGAAACACCCCUGUAGAAGACUACGGAAAAACGUACCAAAAGUUCACGCUUGAUGCCUCUACUCAAUGCAGUGCGGCUGUACUUAAAACUAACUCUGACUUCCUUGGUCUUGGUAUGGUCAACGAUGGAACGAAGUGCGGCGACCAAAAGAUGUGUAGCAACUACGAGUGCAAGUCGUUUGCAGAGCUGAACAUUAAACCUUGCCAGACGGUUAAUGGCCAAGAGUGUAAUGGGCAAGGAGUGUGUACAAACACAGGCGUAUGUCAUUGUGAUGCUGGAUAUGAUCCCGCUUCAGCAUGCGUCAAUGCUCUGAUACCACGUGAUGGUGGGUAUGGCGCGUGGUCUGCUUGGUCCACGUGCACUGCAGGGUGUAACGGAGGCACACAAAAUCGACAUCGAUUCUGUAAUAAUCCAUUUCCAACGCACGGCGGCAAAGAUUGUCAAGGAGAAAGACAGCAACAGCGUGAUUGCAACACGGAUGCUUGUCCACGUGCUCAUUCUUGUCGUCAACUCCAGAAAAUUGCAACGACAGAAAACAAGUAUAUUCCUGACGGAGUAUACGCGAUUUACCCCUAUGGCGUUGAUAAAGAUCCAAUCAAAACCUACUGUGACAUGUCACGUGAUGGUGGUGGAUGGACGCUAUUGGUCACAAGCCACACCAAUAGUUGGACGUCCCAAAAUGUGAGACUAAGGAACCAAGAUUCUCCAUCUUUGACAAGCGAUUAUUCAAUCCUAAACUAUGCUGAUGAUAUCAAGAACAAUUUAAAUGUCGUUGGUUCAAAAUUUGAGUAUCGUUUAGAAGCGCAAAGCAGAGGACGAUGGGGUGGAAUAUGGGAAGCUGAUCGAUCCUACACCUUCACGGCAACUACUAAUGGACAAACAAAUGUCCAACUGAUAAAGAAAUUUGAUAACUGGAAUUAUGCCAAUAAUGGAAUAGAGAAACGAAUGCCUUGGAUCUCAGGAGCAAAGCUGACUACAUCCGCGAAAGCUAAUUCGAAUUGGUGGGGCACAAUAACGGCGAAUGAAAAAAGCUACCAUCCUGCGCCAUGGAUCAGGGGACAUUUUAUGGAACAACAGCCCGAAUAUAUUUGGUACUGGGUGCGUGAAGGACCAUGGAAGUUACCAAGAUCUUGUAUGGAAGUACAGAUGAGAGGUCUACAAACGACUCCGCCAAAAGACGGAGUUUACUCAAUCAAGCCUCCUGGUAAGAAAGAAGUGAAGACCUACUGUGACCUGGCAAGUCAAGGUGGUGGAUGGACAUUACUAGUAACGAGUAAAACACACACAGGAUGGUCAGUGGACAAUGUGAAAAACAGGAAUUCCAACCAACCGUCACUAGACGCUGAUUACUCUAUCCUUGAGUUUGCAGAUGCCAUUAAGGAUUUCGAUGUCUCUCAAGAUUCCUUUCAGUAUCGUAUCGAAGCUGAUGGCUCCAGCCAGUAUGGUGGCAUCUUCGUUGCACCAAGGGAGUACACAUUUACCUCAACUCGUGACAAGCAAACAAAUGUUAAAAUGGUCGAGAACUUCAAUGGCAUUGACAAAAAUACAAAUCUAGUCAGGCGAAUGCCAAGACUUGCGCUGUCAGCCAACAUUUUCUUGAGUUCAGGCUCAAUAGCAAAUGACUCAUCUGGGUCCAUUAUUUACGCCGAUGGAUCAGCAGAAUCACCAUCAUAUUUACCAGACGUAAAGCCAAACCCUGGAGUUGUCAGAUAUUGGAUGAGGGAAGGAACAAGACGUUCUUGCAAUGAUAUCAAGGUCCAUGGCACGAGAUUGUCAAGAAAAUAUGAAGAUGAUUAUUACAUGAUACGUCUUGUCAACGAGUCCACGUACUUUCCUGUAUUCUGUGACAUGACGUCAGAUCUUGGUGCAUUUACUUUGGUGGUUACAAGUCGCCAUAACAACUGGACACGUGACCAAGUACCAGCCAGAAACGUAUACCGACCAUCAACCUCAGAUGAUUACUCAAUCCUAAAGUACGCAGACCUGAUCAAAAACAUGGGACAUAAUACCACAUUCAAAUACAAAUUGGAUGCAAACCAGCGGGGACACUGGGGAGGAGUGUGGAGUGCACCACGUGACUACAGCUUUAUGUUCACCUCUACUUCACAAACACAAGUAACCCUACUUCAGAAAUUCGAUGCAUGGACAUUAUCCKGGUGGAGAUCGGUGCAGAAUAGGAUGCCAUGGUUUGAUGCCAACGGGCAAUCCAACAAGGCCCUUCUGACAACUUCUAGCAGCACCACCUAUUACCCAGCUGGAUCCAUUAUUUGGGGUGACACGGAUAGACACCCAGCAGAGUGGAUACGUGACGGAGGCAUGAUAAAUCCUGGGGUCAUUUGGUAUUGGGUUAAUGAAGAUGACUGUGACUUGGACAGACAGCCUGUUGAUGGUGGCCUUUCCGAAUGGAGUGCUUGGGAGAAAUGUGACAAACUUUGUGCAGAUGGCAAACAAGUUCGCCGUAGGACUUGUACCAACCCCGAACCCAGAUGUGGAGGUCUCCUGUGUAGUGAAUCCGAAAAGACAGUGGAGGAAAAACCUUGUUACACGUGCCCAGAAAGUCCUAUUCGGAGCUACGGUGGAUAUUGCGUUCAGCCCAAGAGCGGUGACUGCAACCCUAAAGAAAACACAACCACGUGGAGCCACGCCCUAGUUUUUAGAAGAGUCGAUGCGAAUUGUUCUGCCGAUUACAUGAACUUCGUUUUUGACGCGGAUGGCAUGAUUUAUCACAAAUGCAGUGGGAARAUCGUCUGUCCUGAUGAUACCCAAAAAAAGUUCUUGGUCCUUUAACAGAUACC